Pseudovirgaria hyperparasitica is the source of this 2469-nucleotide messenger RNA. RefSeq lists its product as uncharacterized. The record is from RefSeq and is a predicted model, not a curated record. Lineage: Eukaryota; Fungi; Ascomycota; Dothideomycetes; Acrospermales; Acrospermaceae. The transcript is spliced from 3 exons. Gene Ontology annotation, cellular component: nucleus. Gene Ontology annotation, molecular function: DNA-binding transcription factor activity, RNA polymerase II-specific; DNA binding; zinc ion binding. Gene Ontology annotation, biological process: DNA-templated transcription; regulation of DNA-templated transcription. The coding region runs from base 76 to 2322 and encodes 748 amino acids.
CUGCCUGCUUGCACAAAACAACUCCGCUCUCAUUUCAAUUGCCUACGGCUUCACUAUCCCGGACAACAUGAUCUUAUGGAUGCUGCCACUCCCGAUCAGCAGCCCCUGUCGGCCGAACAGCCAGAGACGCCUGCGCCCGAAGGAGACAACAAGGUAAAACGGGUUAAUAAAGCUUGUCUCAACUGCAGGAAGAGAAAGUCGCGAUGCCAUCUUGACGAAGGCGGACAGGUGCCAUGCCUACGGUGCAAGCGCGAGGACCUCGAGUGUAUACUGGGAGGCUCCAAUCGUGGUGGGCGACGAAUACGAAGGAAAACCAUCGAUCCACAGGUUGGACCUUCCAGCUAUCCGACCAUUUAUACACAUACCCAAGAGGAGGUAGAGGAGUCAGCAUAUGGGCAACUGAGCGCGGCCACUGCAUGGGCUACCCAUCCAUUACCGACCCAGAGUCCUACGCAGCUACGCCCGCAGCUCCCAGAUCUGAAUAGCGAAUCGCGAUACCGAGAACUUCAGCCGCCGGAGAUUGAUCGGUCUCGCUCUCUGUCUUCUGAACAACUCUCCUUUCCGAAGCUACAAAACCCCUCCGAUGCUCUUGGCAUACUGGCCCAGGUCGCGGAAACAAGCACGAACAAUGAUGAACGGCGCAUGCAGCUAUCAAACGGCCGACACGCACCGUCCGUACUGAAUGAUAGUCGUCAGAAUAGUGGGAUGAGAUACCCUCCCAUUGACGAAGGACAUAUAUCACUCCACCAAGUCGAAUGGCUUGUACGCAGAUACUAUGAGAACUACCAUCCAUAUUACCCACUCGCACCCAUAGACAGCCUCAAUGUCUCUCGGUUAGUUGAAGUUGCGGCAAACGAGCCGCACCUUCUCACAGCGGUCCUUGUCAUAGCGUCAAAAGAUCUGGUAGAUCAGCCGAAUAUUUAUGAAGCCUGUGCAAGAUAUAUGAAGAGUCUAGUUUCUGAUCUGGCAGCAGGUGGUGACGGGGGUCUUGAAGCCGUCGAAGCCCUGUUAAUACUUGCAGAGUGGGCUCCGUAUACACAACGCUCCGACAGUGAACGGGUCGGGCGGGGCGAAGAGGAUAAAGAAGCUUGGAUGCAUAUCGGUGUCGCCCUCAGAAUCAGCUAUUUCCUAGGACUCGAUCGAUUUUCGUUCCGAAUUCCAGAUGAGGGGAAGGAUCCGCAAUUUAACAGGAAGAGGUUGAUAUGGACAGCCUGCUAUAUGUCGGACAGACAAAUUUCUAUACGAAUCGGAAAAGGAUUUUGGUCAAGAGGACCAGGUCCUUUGACAUCACUUCGUCGGGAGGAUCAUGUUCCACUGCUGCCAAGAACAACAAAUGAAGAGGACUAUGCAAGCAUAUUUCAGGCCACUCUUGAAUUGACGACAUUGUCAAGCAACGUUCACGAUGUGCUCUACGCCAAUCCGGGGUCGAGUCUACGCAGUCAUUUGAGUGGGGGCUACAUCAAGUUCAUCGAUGACUUCAGAAAUGCGAUAUAUACCUGGAAAAGCGUUUGGGGCACCCUAACAUGCUCAUCACAUUUGAAAGCUACACUGACUAUGUCAUACCAUUACCUCCGGCUCUACACCGUGGCUUUUGCCUUUCACGCGACAGUCAGGAGGGAACAGGAACUUAGAAAGAAAAACACCCCACAGUACUCGACACAAUACCAGGCCCCUUCCCGACUCUUCUACAAAAAUGUUGCCAAGGUUACGGAUGUGCGUUUCAUCUACGAAGGUCUCGAGGCCGCGAAAGAAAUCAUUUCCACGCUAAAUAGUUAUGUGGAUGCUCAAAGGUCACUUCGAUUUAUGCCACUGCGGAUCUACCUCUAUCUGGUCUAUGCAGGCGUUUUCCUAUACCGCGCUCGAUGCGUGGGUGUCAUGGAGGAUGAAGAGGACAAGGCUGUCCGGCACAUGGUUCAGGAAACCAUUUCGAAGCUCGAAAAGGCCGGUAUGGGCCCCUUACAUCCAGGAUCCCGCUACUCGCAGCUUUUGAAGCUGUUGUGGCAAAAGGUUGGCACAAAGGAGAGGAUCAGACAUCCGAACGUGCCAAACCCGAGCUCUUUUCGGCCUGGUGAUACCCCUGCUUCGGUGCUAUCUCAAGAUAACCACAGCAUGGUUGGCUCCAGUCCUGCAGUCACGGAGCAGAUGGGUGACUUUGCCUGGACUGACCUGAUGGCUGUUGGGGAUUUUGCCGUCAAUGGAUAUAACGCAGCUGGUACUCAGGCCGGCGACGACAAUCUACUAGGGUUUCUUCCUAUGGAUAUGGGCAAUGCCUGGGAUAUUGGUCACUUCGACUUCGAUAGUAGUACUGGUCUUGCCUUCUGAAGUGCCGGGUUGCGGGAAUACCUGUAGUUUCAUAUGCGUUCUAGCGUCUGUUUUUGGGCGCAUAUACUUGGUCUGGGAGGUCUGAUACUGUAUUAUAAUUAGCGCAAAAUGCUCUAUUCACAAUUAUUCUUCUCAAUAUAUAGAUUU